AUGCCGCUGGGGCGCGGAGGCACGUUUGCACGCCGGCGUGACAGAGUUGAUGCCUUGAGCGAGGAUGGAGACAAGUUCUGGAGGAUGCCAGAGUGCUACAUUCGUGGCAGCACGAUUAAAUACCUGCGUAUCCCCGAUGAAAUCAUUGACAUGGUGAAAGAAGAGGUGGUGUCCAAGGGCAGAGGCCGUGGCGGGAUGCAACAGCAGAAGCAGCAGAAGGGCCGUGGCGUUGGAGGUGCUGGACGAGGUGUGUUCGGUGGCCGUGGCCGAGGAAUACCAGGCAGUGGAAGAGGCCAGCAGGAAAAAAAGCCAGGCAGACAAUCGGCAAAGCAGUGA
Molecule: messenger RNA, 336 nt
Organism: Opisthocomus hoazin
Lineage: Eukaryota; Metazoa; Chordata; Aves; Opisthocomiformes; Opisthocomidae
Source: RefSeq, a predicted model, not a curated record